Myxocyprinus asiaticus (Chinese sucker) is the source of this 711-nucleotide messenger RNA. RefSeq names its product methylenetetrahydrofolate dehydrogenase (NADP+ dependent) 2 like (gene mthfd2l). The record is from RefSeq and is a predicted model, not a curated record. Gene Ontology annotation, biological process: tetrahydrofolate interconversion. Gene Ontology annotation, molecular function: methylenetetrahydrofolate dehydrogenase (NAD+) activity; methylenetetrahydrofolate dehydrogenase (NADP+) activity; methenyltetrahydrofolate cyclohydrolase activity. NCBI's taxonomy places the organism in Eukaryota, Metazoa, Chordata, Actinopteri, Cypriniformes, Catostomidae. Gene Ontology annotation, cellular component: mitochondrion.
AUGACUUCACUGCACACCCCUGUUUCAAGACAUGUUGCCACUGUGGUCUCAGGGACAGAACUCGCUCAUCAGAACCAUAAAGAAGUCCAGAGUGAUAUUGCAAAGCUAUUGGCCCAAGGCAACAGGAGACCUCAUCUUAGUGUUAUUCUAGUGGGAGAUGAUCACACUUAUGAUAACAUGACCAAAAAAGCUUCACUACUUGUCAUGUCAAGCAGCACAAUCUUCAGGCCACCAUCAGUAUCUCAGGAAGAACUGCUCGAACUGAUAGACAAAUGUAAUUGUGACAGGAGCAUCAGUGGGUUACUGGUUAAACUCUGUCUUCCAGAGCACAUCAAAGAGAGAGCCAUAUGCAAUGCUGUCGCCCCUGAAAAAGAUGUUGAUGGAUUCCACAUAGUAAACACUGGGAAAGUCUGCUUGGACCAGAGAUGCAUGGUACUGGCCGCAGCAGCUACAGUGUGGGAAAUCAUUUGUGUGCCUCACUUAAUAACAGCAGAUAUGGUAAAAAAGGGAGCUGCACUUAUUGAUGUUGGCAUCAACCGUAUCCAGGAUCUAGAAACUGGUGAACUUCGUCUUGUCAGAGAUGUGGAUUUUGCAGCAGUGAAGGAGAAGGCUGGAUUUAUCACUCCUGUGCCUGGUGGAGUUGGUCCAAUGACCAUCGCCAUGGUGAUGAAGAACACAGUCACUGCAGCCAAAAAUGCCCCAACAUACUGA